Molecule: messenger RNA, 4560 nt
Organism: Podarcis lilfordi (Lilford's wall lizard)
Lineage: Eukaryota; Metazoa; Chordata; Lepidosauria; Squamata; Lacertidae
Source: the annotation of a GenBank genome assembly
AUGGGUGAGCUGCCACCAGCUGUGGUGAUAGACAAUGGCUCAGGUCUGCUCAAGGCUGGCGUGGCUGGGGACAAGGAACCGCGUGUCAUCUUCACCAACCUAAUAGGCCGCCCCAAGGCCAAGUCUGUGAUGUUGGGCGCUGGCCAGAAGGACUUCUACAUUGGAGAUGAAGCGCAAGCAAAGAGAGGGAUCCUCUCCCUCAGGUGCUUGGAAGACAUGGGGGAAUUCGAACCGUAGGGAAGCAAUACAUAUUGGCUACGCUAGUUUCUUAGGAGUGGGGGUGUCUAGGGAAACAAGUGGCCUGGGAUGGUACACAGAAGGGGAGUGGCGAGGUCAUGCAAAAAGUGGUUCAGGCUCAUGAAGGCUAUAGUGUCACAAUAGGGUAGAACGGUGGUGGUGAUUUCAGGCUUGGGGGCCAAAUGCAGCCCUCCAAGCCUCUAUUAUCUGGUCCCUGGGACUUUGCCUAGAAUACCCCCCUCACUGGCCCUGCUUCACACUGGCAUUGAGUGUUUUUGCCUGGCUGGAAUGUGCCCUUUAACUCUGAUAAUGCCUCUUGCUUUCCUGAGAGAAGGUGUGUGAAUGUGUGCAGAAGCUAGCUAAAGGCAAAUGUUUGCAUUUAUUGCUCCACCCACUUUUGCCUUUUGUUCCAGUCACAAAUAGCAUGUGGCCCAUGGAAGGUUACCCAAAAAAGGAUAGGAGCAGCCCAGGGAGGAGGGCAGUGGCAUCAGGGGAAAUGGCCAGGAGGAGGGGUAUAAGAGCAAUGAGAGAGGGGCUGCGCCCGCCAGCUGAAACAGCGGCAUCCUUUUAUCUGCAGCUGUGAGUCACUCUUGAAAACGAACAAAUUAGAGGUCAAAAUGGAUGAGUGAUUACAGUGGUGCCUCGCAAGACGAAAUUAAUUCGUUCCGCGAGUUUUGUCGUCUUGCGAUUUUUUUCGUCUUGCGAAGCACGGUGUCGGGAAAGUUUUCGAAAAAUCACCAAAGUCUUUAAAAACCUCAAAAAAGGCUACCACAUCGCGUUCUAUGAGUUCUCCUCGAAGUCAAGUCGCAACUGUAUUAACAGUGUUAAGAAAAAGGAAACAAACUUGCAAGACGUUUCCGUCUUGCGAAGCAAGCCCAUAGGGAAAAUCGUCUUGCGAAGCAGCUCAAAAAACGCAAAACCCUUUCGUCUAGCGAGUUUUUUGUCUUGUGAGGCAUUCAUCUUGCGAGGUACCACUGUAUUACGUCAGGAUAUCUGCUCAAUUGUAAAUACUUAGCCUCCCAAUACAACUGAAAUUUACAUUUCCCUUUUUGACAAAGACUACAUUUUGUAAAAUCUUAAGGUUAUUCACUGAUUGGUACUUUCUUAUUUUUAUUUUUUACAUAUAAUUGAAAUAGAAAUAGAAAUACUUUAUUGUCACUUGUAGAACUUGUAUACAGUGAGAUUACACGAGCACCCCCCACUCAGCUCUUUUAGUCUUAAUUCCCCUCAUUUACUGACGCACACCCACCAAACCCGAAAGUCAGUUGCCCUGUUGUUAUCUUUUCAUUCAGCAGCCUAACAGCCCACAGAUAGAAGCUGUUCUUUACCCUGUUAGUGCAACUAAUCAUGCUUCUAUAUCUUCUAUAUCCUAUACAGGAGCAGUGUGAAAUCUUUUUCCAAAUUAACAAAGCCAAAAUAGUCUUAUUCGGGAUAAACAGGUUUUGGGAGGGCUUCACAAUAAGAAACACAUUGGUCCUGAUCGAAAGAGUUGUCCUGAAAUUUUAUUCAAACGCAUGAGUCUGGUAAAUUAUGAAAAUCCCCACUGCUAUAGGCUUAACCAAAUUUUGUAGGCUGAAGCCAAUGUGUGGAACCCUACAUCAACAUGGCUUCUGUUAACAUGUUUAGGAUUCAAAAUUUAGGCUGUCAUCUAACUGCACUAAUUAGCAAAUUAGGUCAACAUAAAUGAAUAGGACUAGUUCACAGGUAAAAGCAUCUGACAUUCAAAUUGACUUAUUUGCAGAAGAUUCAUAGUCAAAUUCAAAAUGGCCAGACUCAGGGGGGAAAGAGCCAAUUUUGCAAUCUACAGUCCGGGUGCAAUUUGUUCUGGAAAUGUCACGGUCCCACCAAUGCAAUGCCUAGUAACAGGGUAGAGUGAGUUUCAAAGCUUAUAAUGGAUUGAUAGUUAUCUGGAGCAUUCCUCUAUGGUUUGCAGUGUAUCCAGUUUCACACUGAACUUUUCACCCCAACUCCACCACACAUAUGAGUUAGACAUAAGGUAGCUAAAAUCAGUUUGGCUUUGUUUUCUCAUACUGUGUUUAAAAUGGUGGUAGAAGGGCUGGCACUUAAAAGUCUUUGGUACACAUCUAUAAUACAAAUGAAAUUGGUUUAACAGUCAUGACCACCUCACCCCACCAAGAAGCACCCUGGCACAGGUACAGUUCCCAAGGUUUAUUAGCUAGGGCCCAUGAGGGAUGGGUGAAUCUAUCAAUGUUGGUUUUGCUCAGUUUUUAGUUUUUCCAAUCUUAAAUUCAGUUCUCCACAUUUCUACAUCAGUUGGCUUUUUUUUUUAAAUGAAGUUCUCAUGUAAAUGCAUCAGCAUUUUAGUGCAUUUACCAUCAUUGCUGCUGUCAGUCUCCUCUGGAGUAAGGAUAUGGGAUUCAGCUAUACGUCAUCUAACCUGAUGAGAGGACUCUUCCCCACUGAACAGCAUUUAAGGCAGGCUGCUGAGGUGUUCACUGAAGUGCAAUAAGACCUGCAACUGAGUUGGCACUUCCAGGAGGCUGGGGAAGAGACUUGCCACCAUUGCUCUGCCUGGCAAUAGCCUUUUGGUGCUGUCAGCCUCCUCUGCAGGAGAUGUGGGAGCCCUGCUUGUAUGUCAUCUUUAUCCCCACUCUGAACAAUAUUUAAGUCAGGCUCCUUUGGAAAGUAGCAAGACCACUACCAGAAAUGUUAUUGUUGGUUAACUUUUGUGUUUGCUUUGAGCCUAAAUUGGGGUAUUGGGGGGGAUGCUGAAUUUAUUCUGUGUUUGCUAAAUUGUUGAUUUUUGUAUUUUGAAUUAACUGACAUGUUCCAUAUGUUGUGUAUUAUUUUAAUGUUUUGAAUGUUUGUUGUAAGCUGCUUUGGGCAUAGUUUGUUGUGGGAAAGUGGCGUAUAAGUAAAAUCAAUCAAUCUAGAAAUGAAUCCUUAAAUCCAUGACAGUAAAAAAAAAAAGUUUGAAACUGCUUCCGAUUCAUCAUCAUGGAGCCACACUCUUCAUGAGGGAUUUAUUUUCAUUUACUACAGUUAUCCUCAAGGCAGCAUAUAUGGUUCCUCCUUCCCUUCCAUUUCAUCCACACACCAACCCUAAAAGGUAGUUUAAGUGGAGAGUUAGUGACUGGCCCAAGGUCAGCCAAUGAACCACACAGCUGAUAAAAAAUUUGAAACCUGAUGUUCCAGAUUCAAGUGCAACACUAGACACACUUAGCACUUUGGUUAUUUUCUGAUUCAAUGUGUUUUUACAUACACUUGCACAUGAAAUACAUAGAGAGUACAUAAAAUGCUGGCAAAUUUACUAGUACAAGAAGUUUGCUAUGUGCUUUCAUAAGGGUACAUAGGCAUUCUGCAUUUUAAAGCUGGGAAUGCUAAAGGUUUUGGGCAUGACAGAUUAUGAUAAUAUAAUACCACCAUCUUCUUUUAUUCUAUAGAUAUCCAGUGGAACAUGGAAUUGUCACUUCCUGGCCUGACAUGGAGAAAAUAUGGAAGCACGUUUAUGAUAAUGAAUUGAGGUUAAACUCCUGCACAAGACCAGCUCUGAUAACAGAGGCACCACUCAACCCACUGGCCAACCGUGAACAAAUGACAAAGCUGCUCUUUGAAAAAUUUGAGGCACCAGCUCUCUACGUGGCCAUCCAGGCUGUCUUGGCACUCUAUGCAGCAGGCCUCACAACAGGUUGUGUGAUGGAUUCUGGCGACGGCGUCACCCACACUGUCCCGAUAUUUGAGGGCUACUGCUUGCCUCAUGCUGUUCUUCGGCUUGACCUGGCAGGCCGGGAUCUUACAGAAUAUCUCAUGAGGAUCCUGAGGGAGAGCGGCAUUGCGUUGGUGAGCACAGCUGAGAGAGAAAUUGUGCGAAUCAUCAAGGAGGCUCUGUGUUACGUGUGCUUGAAUCCUGAGGAAGAGAUGGCUAAAAAACCUACUUCAAUUGAGAAAACCUGGAAAUUACCUGAUGGGCAAAUCAUUAAAAUCCACAACCAAUUGUUCCGCUGCCCUGAGACCCUCUUUCGCCCAUCUAACAUUGGCAUGGAAGCCCCAGGUAUUGAUAAACUGCUGUUCAACACUAUAAUGAAAUGUGAUAUCGAUUUGAGGACCACUUUGUAUGCCAACAUACUCCUUUCUGGUGGUUCAAGUCUCUUUCCUGGCAUUUCUGAUCGCCUCACAAAGGAGUUGAUUCGUAUGGCUCCCAAGGACACGGAGGUGAUGGUCCAAGCACCUUCUGACAGGAAGAUCUCUGUCUGGAUGGGAGGAUCUAUCCUUGCUUCUCUCUCUGCCUUCCAAGAGAUGUGGAUAUCCAAGGAAGAAUAUGCUGAAGUUGGGGCCAAUAUAGUACACAGGAAGUGCUUCUAG